Benincasa hispida (wax gourd) is the source of this 296-nucleotide messenger RNA. RefSeq names its product plant EC metallothionein family protein (gene ATMT4A). NCBI's taxonomy places the organism in Eukaryota, Viridiplantae, Streptophyta, Magnoliopsida, Cucurbitales, Cucurbitaceae. The record is from RefSeq and is a predicted model, not a curated record. Gene Ontology annotation, molecular function: zinc ion binding.
AGGGAGAGGGUUGUCGGAAGAGCAGAUAAUUAAUAAUGGCAGAAUCAGGCGGCGGCGGCGGAGUCAGAACUUGCAACCAGAGCUGUGGUUGCGCUGUUCCCUGCCCCGGCGGAAAUGCUUGUAGGUGCGCGACGGCUACGGCGCCGGCGCCGGCGGGAGGAGAGAUGGCGCACAGGAGAUGCCCGUGCGGGGAGCACUGUGGAUGCAAUCCUGUCUCUUAUACACAUCUAGAUGUGUAUAAGAGACAGGCUUUGGGUUGUGUAGUGAAAUGUGGAUAUGUAAGUCAGAUUCAAUAA